This is a messenger RNA of Australozyma saopauloensis, 1845 nucleotides long. RefSeq lists its product as uncharacterized. The transcript has a single exon. NCBI's taxonomy places the organism in Eukaryota, Fungi, Ascomycota, Pichiomycetes, Serinales, Metschnikowiaceae. The record is from RefSeq and is a predicted model, not a curated record. Bases 1 to 1845 code for a protein of 614 amino acids.
AUGCGUUUAUGGUCCUUAAUAGGCUCCAUAUUCAAGCUUCCUGACCAAGAUAUAUACGAACUUGACCACGAACGUGGAAGAUGGUUCUACUGGAGACAAGGCUUUUCCGAAAAUCAUUACACAUGGAAAAACGAGUUCAGAUUCUUUUACAGACACGCUGUAUGGAUACCAGUCCACAAUUGUGUCUUGGCGGCAAGGUUUAAUGAAUGGCGCCAAUGCCGGGUUGAAACAGGUUCCGCUCUUGACUACGAAAUUUAUCUUUUUGAGUAUGAAACAGUGGAAUUGUUACCAAGGCUUUCCAUGCAGACACGUUGGAAAGUGGAAAAUAUUGUAUCAGGCUAUUCGAAGGAUAAGGCUGAGUUCGAUUCUAAAGUAGGCCAGGUCUUAGAUAACCAAAGGUAUGCACUCGAAAAUUUGGCAAGAAAGCUCUCGAAUGAAUCUUUCAUGGCAUGCGUCCCAAGUCCCGGAAUGACUGACAUCAUGGAAAGUCAUCUAGUUAUCAACAGCGACUUCGCCACUCAUUUUGAAGCUCGUUUCGCUGAACAUGCCAUGGCAAUGGCCACGCUUUCAUCGAACUCUGGCCCUGGAGAAGCAGCAAUUGUUAGGCAAUACUUAGAGGUUUUUCAGGAAGAAAUCCCAUGGACUAAGUAUGUGAGUGCCUGCGCGGACGAGGCCGAGGCCAACUUUGUCUUCCUGAUUGAAGCACUCUCCUCGUAUUUUACAUACGAGGUUGCCAAGGCCGAAUUUGCAAAGCAAUUGAAGGUUUCACUAUUGUGUUUCGCUGUUUUCGUUCUCGUUGGCAUUUGGAACUCGUGGCACUCUGGUAUAGAGUUCGGUUUUUGGUUCACUCGGAGACUCGGCUUUAUGGCGCUAGCCUUCACAAUAAUUAUAGGACCUACCGUUCCUGACUUGUACAGAAGUCGAGUGCCUUCGUUGUUGAAUCCAAGGACAUGGUCUCACAAGGGCUUCUUGUUGGAACACGCUAGACAGAUUCUUCAGUCCAGUCGUUCUUCUCACGAUCUAGAACCAAGAAAUACACAUUCACUCUGGAAGUCAGGAACCUUCGGCCACUGUGCGGACGAAUUACUCAAUUUGACUCCAGUAACCAAAGAAGGUCUUCAGUUUUGGUGCAACAGAUUCUAUUACUCUCUCACAGACGAGCAAAAGGAUAGAGUGGUCCAGGAAAUGACAGAUCUACAGGAACUCGGGCAAGAGUUCAUUGACAAGCUUGCGCUGUGUGCCGUUCCUAUCUCGGAACACCUAAUUUCCCAAGUUAAAUGGAUGUCUGAUUUCGAAAGUCAGCCCCAAUUGAGCUCUGAUAUCAACGAGUUCGAGCCUUCGAGCGAAGACGACCUUCAUUGGAUGUUGUUACUGAACUAUCAGGAAGAUCUUGAUUAUUUAAUUGAAUUUCUGCAAUCAAAUUUUGAAUUUUUACCAGAAACAACUCUUUUGGGUAUGCCUUUGAAGGCCACACUUCAGCAGCACUACAAGACGGAGUAUUCCAGAUACAAGAAAAUUGUUGAAGACUUCUAUGACUCGGUAGACUAUCUGCGUUAUUGUCUCCAGGUAUGCCAUGAAUGGACUAUAAUUCUUUGCGGAAUCAGUCACGCUGUCACAGCACUGCUCAUGCUCAUUGCUAUGUCACUAAUGCUAUUGUCAGUUGGUGAAUCAAUUAAAAGCGACGGGUAUUCAGAAGCGGCUAUUCUUUGCGGGAAGUUAGGCACUCUCGGGCUUUGGAUCUUCAUUCCAACCCAUAUUUUGAUCCGUUGCGUGAGAGCAUUUGUUAAAACAGGCUUCAGAGAUGAUGAAGACUAUGUGGAGUAUUUACUUGCAAGGGUUUUGUGA